This is a messenger RNA of Scaptodrosophila lebanonensis, 2557 nucleotides long. RefSeq names its product succinate dehydrogenase [ubiquinone] iron-sulfur subunit (gene SdhBL). Lineage: Eukaryota; Metazoa; Arthropoda; Insecta; Diptera; Drosophilidae. Gene Ontology annotation, molecular function: electron transfer activity; 2 iron, 2 sulfur cluster binding. Bases 155 to 1315 code for a protein of 386 amino acids. Gene Ontology annotation, cellular component: mitochondrial membrane. The transcript is spliced from 2 exons. Gene Ontology annotation, biological process: aerobic respiration; respiratory electron transport chain; tricarboxylic acid cycle. The record is from RefSeq and is a predicted model, not a curated record.
UCAGAGCAGGCAGUUGGGCAUAUUUUCCAUUUCAUAAUCACACAGUUUCCGGACAACACGUAGCGCUCCGAAAAAAUAAAACCACAGUUCAGAACUAAUCGGAUUUGGAAAUCUUGGCGCUGCAGCUGCAGCAGCACCAAGUAAAGCAACCACCAUGCUUAUGCUAAGGAGCCAUCUGCGACCCUCGUUGCUACGUCGCUGCAUGGUAAGUGUGUCCGUUCAGUUGGAGCCGCAGUCGGUGGAGCCUAGCCGGACUGUGCGUCCCGCACUGCCCGUUCGAAUGGAUCGCCUAAUGGCUGAGCAGCUGGUUCAGCCAAGCGUGCAGACUGGCCUUUUAGUUGGGGACCCAAAGAGGCAGCAGUUUGAUGUUGUGGUGCACUGCAAGGAGAAGUCAAAGGAUGCCGACAAGAACAAGGGCAAGGGCAAGGACAAGGACAAAGGUGGAGCUGGGGGCGAUGCCAAGGCAGCGGGCAAGCAGCCGCCCGACAAGUGUAAGAAAGCAGAUAACAAGGGUGGUGAUGAUGCUAAGAAACCGGAACCGAAGAAGGAGAAACGCAUGAAGAACUUCGAGAUCUAUCGCUGGAAGCCCGGUGAGAAGCCACAAAUACAAACCUACAAGCUGGAUCUAAAUGAAACCGGCGCCAUGGUGCUAGAUGCCUUAAUCAAGAUCAAGAAUGAGGUGGAUCCGACCCUAACGUUUCGUCGUUCCUGUCGCGAAGGCAUUUGCGGUUCCUGUGCCAUGAACAUCAAUGGUACGAACACCCUGGCCUGCGUCACAGCCAUCGAUACCGGACUGAGCGCACCUUGCAAAAUCUAUCCGUUGCCGCAUCUGUAUGUGGUGCGUGAUUUGGUGCCCGAUCUGACGCAGUUCUACGAGCAGUACGCCUCCAUAGAGCCCUGGCUGCAGCGUCCGAACUUGGCCAAGGAGCUGGGUAAGGCACAGUACCUGCAGGCGAUUGAGGAUCGCGACAAGCUCGACGGACUCUACGAGUGCAUACUGUGUGCCUGUUGUCAGACCGCCUGUCCCUCCUACUGGUGGAACAGCGAUAAAUAUUUGGGACCGGCAGUUCUCAUGCAGGCCUUCCGUUGGGUCAUCGAUUCACGCGACGAGGCUACCGAGAAGAGGUUGUGCUAUCUGCAGGAUCCCUGGAAGCUCUAUCGCUGCCACACCAUUCUCAACUGCACCAACACCUGUCCGAAGGGCCUCAACCCGGCCCGGGCCAUUGUACAGCUGAAGCAGUUGCUGGCCGGCGCCAAAAAGAAGCCGAAUCCGAAGAUCAAAACUGACACCAUGUUCCAGGCCAACAAAUGCUAAGGAGGCGGCUAACACCACAACCACACAAAGAAACACCAGAAACAAAACAUCUAACCCAACACCUAAUUGAAGCCCGGCUAGAGACAGUUGCUGGUCCGGUACUAGAAUGAAAUAGAUAGAAGAAGAAGAACAAAGAGGAGAAGUCCAAGAUCAAGAUUUGUUUAUUACACAUCAUCAAUGUUUUGCCUUCGUUUUUGAAUUGUGAAGUUAACAGGCAAAAUUUGAAGUUUGGCAUAACGUCUGGGAUGUAACAAUCCCCAUGUGGCUAAAGUGGAGGGGGCCCUCCAAUAGACACCACCCCUACUACAUUCCACAAAAAUGGGCGGCCCACUAUUUUUUGGAGCGUCUUCUACGACUUUACACAGACACAACAUCUUCAAGCAAGCCCAGGAACACUGACGGAUUGACACUCCACCCCCAUUCUUUGACUGGAGCUCCCUCCCAUCUAUUAUCUCAUGAUAAUGUCCUCCAAAGUGCGUAACACACACAGACACACACACGCAGAUUUGGAAAACAAAUCUGACCUAAAAUAGUUAUGACUUAACAACACAAAACAUAGACACAAACACAGUUCGAUCUGAAGAGUUAUCAUAUCAGACCUUAUUGUCCGAUUAGUUAUGGUUUUAUUGUAAAAUUGCAUGUCUAAUGGGUUGGACUGAUCUACACGGCACGUCUUGAGUUCUUGACACUGACACACUCACAUCUACACUUCUACCCUUGAACUUGAACGGUUCUGGACUGAUCUGAUCUGAUCGAAUCACACGAUUCACACCAAUUUCCCUGACUUACACACAUAAUAAUGGCGGAAGAAUCAACGCCCAUUAUUAUUAUUAAGAUUAAUAUGUAUAACCAAUUCUCAAUGGACUUGAGUGUUUCGCUUCGAUUGUAAUCGCAACUGGCACAAUCAAUCAUCAAACAAUCUAUACUUAUGUAUAACCAAUUCUCAAUUUUUUGGCCAAUUUGUUGCGCACAACCUCCCUAAUACGAACAUUUGAUCAUAAUGCAAAAAACACGCACCUGCGAUAUAUGUACAGCAAGAACAACAACAAGAAUAAGCAAUUCCCAUUUGUUGAGAACACUAAAACAAACAAAAAAUACACACGUGGCAGAUAAAUCACAACUCACGCACAAUACGCCUAAAUAUUCGAUUGUUAAAUAUUUGUACCUUUUCGUUUUCUUUUUGAUCAUUCCUCAAAUGUAUUUAGCAAACAUAUUAAAAUUGUUCAACGUGAAAUAGAAAAA